Messenger RNA from Leishmania braziliensis MHOM/BR/75/M2904, 591 nucleotides. Lineage: Eukaryota; Euglenozoa; Kinetoplastea; Trypanosomatida; Trypanosomatidae. The record is from the annotation of a RefSeq genome assembly.
AUGCCACGCGCUCGACGAGAGGAGGUGGCGAGCUGCGUGUUCAACGACUACGUGUUUUGUGUUCUCUAUGUUACCCCUGGCAGUGUCGAGGCGUGGCGGAAGACGGUGACAGGCACAGCAGGGCCAAGUGACGUCGACAGCGGUGCGGGCUCUUUUUCUUUACUGAGCAACUGGAAAGUCGUGGAGCAACAGCUGCAGCGGCAUGGCGGCCAAGCCGUGGCGAGCCGGACCUGCACCACGUCGUUGCGCAUCACUCAUAGCAUUAGUGCAACAAAAUUGAUCAACUGGAUUCAGCUCUGUGAGAGCAAACUGGCGCACGUGCGUGCUAAGGCAUCUGCAGAUGUAGUACACCUUCAAUGGCUGGUGAACUGCGUAGAGGCUGGCGCUGGGCUACUGUUGGUACCGUGGUACAUGCUCUACGCCAGCUCUUUCCUCAUGGCCAAAUUUAUGCAGCUACUGGGCACAUAAGAAGGUGCUUGGCACACGACCCUUGCACAGAGAUGCGUCUACCUCACCCCAUCCCCUCGCCAUCACUGUGCGCGUCCACGAGGGCGAGGCACGAGGGCAAGGGCAGCCGAAUGUAGAGAGUAA